Molecule: messenger RNA, 3825 nt
Organism: Branchiostoma belcheri (Belcher's lancelet)
Lineage: Eukaryota; Metazoa; Chordata; Leptocardii; Amphioxiformes; Branchiostomatidae
Product: SWI/SNF-related matrix-associated actin-dependent regulator of chromatin subfamily A member 5-like
Exons: 24
Coding region: 97-3204 (1035 amino acids)
Biological process (GO): regulation of transcription by RNA polymerase II; nucleosome organization
Cellular component (GO): nucleus; chromatin
Molecular function (GO): ATP binding; nucleosome binding; histone binding
Source: RefSeq, a predicted model, not a curated record
CUGGCCAACAUUACCCAGCACACUAGAAGCCGGUGGUCACGCAGUCUUUGUGAAUUUUGAGUUUCUUUCUGUCAGUUUUGGGUCAAAACAGUGAACAUGUCCAGCAGUUCCAGUUCCCCGAGUAGCCCAGAGGAACCAGCGGACGACGAGUACCAGCCGCCAGGUGCAGCGCCCUUCAAGCUGAAGUCUCCACCACGUGGGAAGGGAGCUGAAGCCAAAGAAGACAAGGACUAUGAAGCCAAAGUGGUUGAAGACCGUUCCCACAGGUUUCAGUACCUGCUGCAGCAGACUGAACUCUUUACUCACUUCAUGGCGUCGGGAACCAAAGCUCCCACCAGCCCGCUCAAGAUGAAGGGUCGUCCCAGGAUCAAGCCUGACGAGAGAUCCAAACUCCUGGCAUCUGGGUCGUCUGGUCAACCCCCCAUAACACCAGGGUCAGCCGCAGAUCACCGACACAGGCGUACAGAACAAGAAGAGGACGAAGAGUUGCUUUCAGAAAGCAGGAAGGCGACAACUGUCGUCACACGGUUUGAGGACUCACCCUCAUAUGUGAAGAAUGGAGAAAUGCGAGACUACCAGGUCCGGGGGCUCAACUGGAUGAUCAACUUGUAUGAAAACGGAAUCAACGGAAUCCUGGCAGAUGAAAUGGGUCUAGGCAAGACUCUCCAGACCAUUUCUCUGCUGGGCUACAUGAAGCACUACAGGAGCAUCCCAGGGCCCCAUCUGGUCAUCGUGCCCAAGUCCACCCUGGCCAACUGGAUGAACGAGUUUGAACACUGGUGUCCAUCCAUCCGUACGGUCAGCCUCAUCGGUGACCAGGAGAAAAGGUCCGCCAUUAUUCGCGACCAGAUCAUGCCGGGGGAGUGGGACGUCUGUAUCACGUCCUACGAGAUGGCUCUCCGCGAAAAGGCCGUCUUCAAAAAGUUCAACUGGCGCUACCUGGUCAUCGACGAAGCACACAGGAUCAAGAACGAAAAAUCCAAGCUGUCGGAGAUUGUCCGAACGUUCAAGACGACCAAUCGGCUGCUGCUGACCGGCACGCCCCUGCAGAACAACCUGCACGAGCUGUGGUCACUUCUCAACUUCCUCCUCCCCGAUGUCUUCAACUCCUCCGAGGACUUUGAUGCCUGGUUUGACACCAACGCUUGUCUGGACAAGGAUGACAUGGUGGCACGUCUGCACACGGUUUUGCGACCAUUCCUCCUCCGACGUCUCAAGUCAGAUGUGGAGGCCAGCCUCAAGCCUAAAAAGGAGACAAAAAUCUACGUGGGGCUCGCCAGAAUGCAAAGAGAAUGGUACACCAAGAUUCUGAUGAAGGACAUUGACGUGGUGAACGGCGCGGGAAAGUCGGACAAGAUGCGUCUGCUGAACAUCCUGAUGCAGCUGCGCAAGUGUGCCAACCACCCGUACCUGUUUGACGGAGCUGAGCCCGGUCCCCCCUACACCACCGACACACACCUGGUCCAGAACUCCGGCAAGAUGUGCAUCCUGGACAAGCUGUUACCUCGCUUACAGGCAGAGGGCUCGCGUGUGCUGAUCUUCAGCCAGAUGACACGAAUGUUGGACAUCCUGGAGGACUACUGCAUCUGGAAGGGCUGGAGCUACUGUCGCCUGGACGGACAGACUCCACACGAGGAGAGACAGGCACAAAUCAACGACUACAACCGUCCGGGCAGCGACAAGUUCAUCUUCAUGCUGAGCACGCGUGCGGGCGGACUGGGCAUCAACCUGGCCACGGCAGACGUGGUGCUGCUGUACGACAGCGACUGGAACCCACAGGUCGACCUACAGGCCAUGGACCGAGCCCAUCGUAUUGGUCAGAAGAAACAGGUCCGCGUGUUCCGUAUGAUCGCAGACAACACAGUGGAGGACCGCAUCGUGGAACGGGCAGAAACCAAGCUGAAACUGGACACGAUCGUCAUCCAACAAGGCCGGCUAGCGGACGCUCAGGUGAAGUUGGGGAAGGACGAGAUGUUACAGAUGAUCCGUCACGGCGCCGAUCACGUCUUCGCUUCCAAGGAAGGCGAGGUGACGGACGCUGACAUAGACGCCAUCAUGGCCGAGGGCGAGAAACGGACAGAAGAACUGCGUAAGAAGCUGGAGGGCCUAGGGGAGAGUGCCCUACGCAACUUCACCCUGGACGCUCCCAUGCCCAGCAUCUACAACUUUGAAGGGGAAAACUACAAGGAAAAGCAGUUCCAAGGCAUCACCCACUGGAUCGAGCCGCCCAAGCGAGAACGUAAGGCUAACUACGCGGUGGACGCAUAUUUCCGGGAGGCCCUGAGAGUCAGCGAACCUAAGGCCCCCAAGGCACCCCGCCCACCCAAACAGCCCAACAUCCAGGACUUCCAGUUCUACCCCCCACGUCUGUUUGAACUGCUGGAGAAGGAGAUCUACGCCUACAGGAAGAGCAUUGGAUACAAGGUUCCGCGGAACAUCGACCUGUCCCCUGCCGAGGCCAAACGACAGCAGGAGGAGGAGCAGAAGAAGAUAGACGAGGGAGAGCCUCUGUCUGAUGAUGAGAUAGAGGAGAAGGAGAAGCUGCUUCAACAGGGUUUCACCAACUGGUCCAAGCGAGACUUUAACCAGUUCAUCAAGGCCAAUGAGAAGUGGGGUCGUGACGACAUCGAGAACAUCUCUAAGGAGGUGGAGGGGAAGACUCCUGAAGAGGUUAUUGAAUACUCUGCUGUGUUCUGGGAGCGCUGCAAUGAGCUACAGGACAUCGAGCGCAUCAUGGCGCAGAUCGAGCGAGGAGAGGCCAAGAUCCAGCGCAGGAUCAGCAUCAAGAAGGCCCUGGAUGCCAAGAUGGCGCGUUACAAGGCCCCGUUCCACCAGCUGCGGAUCGCGUACGGUACCAACAAAGGGAAGAACUACACGGAGGAGGAGGACCGCUUCCUGGUGUGCAUGCUGCACAAGCUGGGCUUCGACAAGGAGAACGUGUACGAGGAGCUGCGCUACGCCUGCAGACAGGCUCCGCAGUUCCGCUUCGACUGGUUCCUCAAGUCAAGAACUGCCAUGGAGCUCCAGAGAAGAUGUAACACCCUCAUCACCCUGAUCGAGCGAGAGAACGCCGAGCUGGAGGAGAAGGAACGACAGGAGAAGAGGAAGAGGGGACCACGAGCGGGAACACCCAAGGGUACACAAAAACGCAAGGCAGACGGCACCCCGGAUGGGCGCGGUCGACCCAAGAAGAAAAAGGCUUAAGUCCAGGGCUGUAGACACUGAAGAAUACCUUCAAACUACUCCAGAUAAUUUUACUUUAAGUUUGUGAACAGUGUAGAUGUUUCACUUUUUAAGGUUGUAGGAAUAAGAAAAAAAAAUGCUUCUGAAAAGAGUCAGUCAGUCAGUCCUAAAGUUUUACCAGUCUGAACAUUACAAAAGGUGAAAAUGGGUCCAAUUUUACGUUGUAUGAAAAUCCAGUCCUUAAGAAAGUGUAACAGUGCCAUUUGUGUAGUAUAAGGAUGGUAUAGAUUGCCAGGAACUUACACAAGUCAACAUGAUGAUGGUAUUUAUUCCCAGACUUGUUCCUUGUUUGUUCACUCUUGUAUCCUUGUGAGGACGCAUCAUUCAAUCAACUUCUUCAAACUCCGAAAACACCCAAACCACAACUUCUGACAAAGCAGACCCACAGGGGGACUGCGUCAGCCUUGUUCUAGGUUUCAAAUUAAACACGAAAUGUUUUAAGUCAUGGCUGAUUUGAGUCUGAGUUUUGAAGUGGUUGAGAGCAGGAGACCCUGCGAAGGAAAAGGCCAUCUGAAGCUCAGAGAUAAAGCAGAUUUGUGGACUUUGGUGUUUGUUAUGUACAAUAAACUGUGCUGUGUAAGA